GCUCCGUGCCGUGCGAUAGUUUUUUGUAACGAUUUCCAUGUCUUCUCGUCCUCAAAACCUAGUCAUUUAUGCAGUGACCGUCAUUCUUGAGGUUUGAGGACCAGGCGUUCAAGUGGAGGCUCUGGUCCCUCGAUUUCCAUCAUGUUUCUUUAACGUGCACGAGGUGUGGGACAUGUAGUUCUGAAGAGUGUGGACGGAGGCCAGGGCAACACAAGUUUCAAAAUGGCCAGAGACUGGCCGGAGCCAGAGACUGAGCCCAAAGCUCCGGACAAGGCGGCAGUCGCCUCAGAAAAACCAUGCGAAACUGCCGUCGCUGGAAUGAAGAGCGAGAAAGACGUAGCCGAAGCCAGCGGGGCUUGUAAGCCUGCAGAAGACAAGAAAGACUCUGGAGUUUCAAGCUUAGAUGAUCGUGGGCUCCAAGCUCUUUUAGACGAGGCCAUUGCGUACAAGAACCCCAAGGACCGCGAGCAAAGUAGUGAUCUUUUCAAGGAACUCCUCGCUAAAGUAGAAGCUGAUGAAAGAGAACAUUCUGGUGGCCAAAGGGGCAUAUCUGGAAUUGGAGGAAGCAGUAGCCGGUACCGCAGAGGAUUGUCACGAAAAGGGGAUGUGUCUGAGCGAAAUUCAAGAGGUGGAUCCCUUCAAAAUUUGGUCCAUGCUCUGAACUCUGAUUUAGAUCACAGUGGUUCAUCUAAUAGGAAACGUGGAGGAAGAAGAAAUCCUCAACCUCAAGUCAGUGUCAGUGCCAGACAACGUGAAGGUGGUUCAUUGCCCUGUAAUGUCAAUGCUGACUUCUAUGGUGCUGCUGCCCUCCUCCGUAGUCAUGAUGAUGUAGGCACAAGUACCUCUCUGAAGAAACGUCAUCAUCCCACUCCAAUAGACGAUGUUGUGACUGGAAAUAGUUAUUCCUAUAAACUUCCCAGCGCCAGCGGUGCAAGAACUGCAGAUGACUUGUCAGGCUACCGAGUAUCCCAUUCGGGUAAACGAGCAACUGACUCAUUAGAUGAUAUUGAGACAGCAGCAUCCCGCGGGCCGGGUAACAAACGCCGCGAGUUAAAGAAAUUAGGUCAUUCAUCUGAUGCUAUAUUUCCAGAAAGUACCAGUGAUGGUAUUAGUUCCAUGGAAGACUUAAGCAAAGAAGCUGAAAAUAAUCGAUUAGGUGAUAUUAAGAAUGAAAAUGAAAACUUGAUUGACUUUUGUGCUACUGAACUAGCUUCAUAUUAUCUUAAUCGGCACAAUAAUGUAGACAGAAGUACAUCUGAUCACUCGGUGGUCGAAAUUGAUAGCCCAUCUCAGCUCAACGGUCCAUCUAUGUUGGGUGUGAGCAUGAAUGGCUCUGUCCGGCCCGGGCCGGACCACAGAUGGAUCAAAUCUGAGUCCCGAAAGGAUGAUAACAUGGACGGAACAGAGAUGAUUCCUAUUGAAAGGACCUCUGAGAUUCCAAAGUACUCUGCUCUGAGACCAAAUGAUCAUGAGGUGGACCAACCCAUCAAAUCAGACCUCAUGUCAAGAAAGUCUGCACGAAGCAAUGGUGAACAUAUGGUGCCUUUCUCCACCAUUUUCCAAGAUGCUGACUUUGCUGGUGGGGACUCAAUGCGGCGAAUAUUGGAUGCUGAAGUUGAUAAAUCUGCUGCCCGUCCCAGAACAUUGUUUCAAGUCCAAUCUUUGGAUAAGAAUAUGCAUUUAUUACGAGUGGAUGCACCACGUCUUUCUUCUUUCCUUACUAAAGAGUCUGAAAAGAGAAACCUUGACGAGAAUGGGAAUGCUUUACAGCAAGGAACAGGUUCAGAACGGAAAUCCAGAGCACGCAAAAACAAGACUGACAAUAACAAUUACGUGUUAUCAGAGGCAAUUCCUGGGCACAGGGGUGGAACCCAAGAUAUCAAUGAGUUAAUACUCUUUAUUGAGUCUCCUUCCAACUGUCAAGAUGUCAAGUCAACAGUUAGUGGGAAAAACAACCGCAAUACUAAUGGUCCAGUUAAUAUUAAAGAUAGUAAACAACGUAACAGUAGUAGCAAUGGAAAGAGAAGUGAAACAACUGGUGUCAAGGUUAAGGCUGAAAAACGGAAAUCAAAUGAGAAACAGAAACUCCAAAAGUCCAACAGCCUUGAGGAAAUAUCCUUCACAAAACUAUCCGACCUCACCUCAUCAGAUGUCCCGUCUGUAGAAAAAGAUCUUCAAGAGAGGCAAUCCAAAAAGCAGUUGACUCUUGAUAAGGAGAUUCCUGUAAGGGAAUCUCGUCAAAAGACAGCUCGAACAUCAGGCAACAUAGGAUCUAAUAGAGGCAACAGUGGUGGAAAUGGUAGCAUCAACAGGAAACAAAGGGAGUCGUCAAGUGUUCACAGAGUAACACCCCAACCAUCAGAAUCCAUCAACUCUUUCAUUCAAGGGGGAGAUUUAGUCAUUGCAGACCCAGCUGAGUUUCAUGUUGUGACCAAAAAACAGCGCAAGAAAAAGAGUGGUCGUUCAUCUUCUAUCGGUAGAAAUGAGAGAAGCCAUCAUGCCGCACAAAGCAAUAAUUAUCAUAGAGAGGGUCACUCAAGGAGGAGUGCUACAGUAGAUGACAGUGAUAGUAACAUUUUGUAUCAAUAUCGUACUGCACCGUACCGUUCGGAGUCGCCAGACCAUAGUGAGCACCAGCACCACCGAAGGAAGUCUACUUCAAGUAUGCCCCCGAGUGACAAGAGUGCUGAUAGCUCAGACUUGGACAGUGUCCAUUCUCUUCCUAUAUCCCCAACCACUCCAAGACAAGUUUUGGAGAAAACUUCAACUUCCAGUGGUUCUACUCCCCAGGCAUCUUAUGCUGACAUUGCUCGGAUGGCUUCUGCAAUGUCACCACCACAAGGAUGUCCCCUUACAUCAGGAUCAGCUUCACAGGCUCUAAAUCAAUUGGAUGCUCAAAGCCAGGGUCUCCCUACAACCAAGUGGCCAUCUGUUGGACAGACCAAACCCUCUGCUCCUCUGUGGACUGCAAAUGUUACACUCCUUACUGCCACAUCUCUUCCAGCUAGUCAUGAAGAGGGAGGAGACCAGUGCUUUACAGCACCUGUUCCUGCUGUGUCUUCCUCCAUGAACUGUAGCUCAACUAAACGCGAUGCAAUGACGAAUACAAUAUCCCCUCAAGAGAGUGAAUCAGACUGUUCAUCAGUUGGAAAUUUGCUGUCAGAUCUUAGUUAUCCACCUUUAUGUGAAACUGGCAAAUCUCCUCCAACCGUGCCACCGCAGACAGUGACUCAGUGUGUGCAGACUUUCAUAUCACAAGCUUCCCGAACAUCACCAGCCAUAUCACCUGGUGUGACGAUGGCUAAUUGUGUGGAUGUAGAGGACUCUGCUAAACGGGCAGCAUCUCCAGCUGCCUUCGAUAGUGUUCGUGAUAGCUCGCGGACUAGUGCGCUUGACCGGCCAGCUGUGAUUAUCCUUGACGAAGCAGAAACUGAAACCACCUUAAAUGGUGAUCCUGAACUGACUUUUGGUUUUGAGAUAAAUGAGAUGCUUUUAUCAGGUACUUGUGCAGCCAGCUCUGAUGAAGAAGUGGAGGCCAGACUUGAAUCACAAGCCCCAGCCAAAGCCCAACCUAUCAUUUCUGUUGCCAACAUCAAUCUUGAUAAAAUUGUGGCGUUUGUUGGAAGAGCAUGGGAGGAUGUGAUUAAAGAGCUACCUGAAGCUGGUGUUCGUGGCCGAGUGCAGUUCUACAGUGGUCAGUAACUCAAGAGGAGUCAUCUCUGUUAACGUUGAGUUUGUUUUGUUUUAAGUAUAUUGUGUACAAAAGUGAAGGAAUUGUGGACAUCUUGAGUGGCUGGUGGAGCUCAGCUCUUUGUUUUUGUUGUUCUUUUAUAAAUAUAUAUUUUAAUGGCUGUGCUGCUGCAAGCAGAGGUCAGCAAGCAGCUGUGACUGUGACUGCAACUGCUUGCCCUACCCCAGCCUUGCUGUGCAAGAGUCUCAUGUCACCUCAGCAGAUCUUACCCAGUGUUUCCUGUGGUGAUGUCAACUAGCCUUGUUGAUUGUGCAUGCCUUCAGUGUACUAACUUCGCUGCAUCAAGCUAACACGACACCUACCACUCAUCUCUUGUUUUUUAAUUAAUAGCAAUACUAUUCACUAAUUCUUCUGUGAAUGAAUUAAGUGCUAGAGUAAUGUGGUGUCUAGGUGUGUGCUAAUGCUGUUUGCUGUCAACUGCUUAAUCUCUUCAUAUCAUGAAGUAAUGCUCAUGAUAUGUGAAGAAAAUUCUGAUAUCAUGUAUGAAAUGAUAACAAAGAAUUUAGGCAGAGUCUUAACUGUUUCAACUAAUAGGGAAAUGAAUUGAUGAAUCAAUUGAUGAAUUGUGGCCAUUGAAAUCAUUAUGGCUCAGCUAAUCUCUUGCCUAGCUAAAUGUUUCUUCAUUCAUCAGUUUGUUGAAGCAGUUUUUACAAAGCCAAAGUUCAAUGGACUAUCUUUUUGCAUUAAGUGGGGGCCUUAUUGAAAAGGUCCAGUGUUUUCCCUAUUGUUUCAUUCUUAUAUUGUUAAGAACAAAACUUGUUCGGUUGUUAUUGUACAUGUCAACCUGUUUCUGUGAUGAAACACCAUAGGAAAGUCAGUUUGGAGGCCAAUCGUUUUGGUAUCCUAGUGAUUUCUUUUUUUUGAAUGGAAAGUGAGAAUGUUUCCUUGGUUACUUUGUUAAAAUUGCCCAUAUUGGUGUCAACUCUUUUUAAUUGAAAUUUGGUUUUGAGCUGUCAAACUUAUUAUUUAAAUAAAUCAUCUUGUUGAAUGAUUUUAAGUUGUGUUAAAGUUACUGUCAUUGGAACUGUGAAAUUUUUGUCAUGUGUGAAGUGAAUUUAAAGCUAGGUAAUGUAACUUUUAUAAUUGGCGCUACUUUUGUAAAUCUUUGCUAAUCUUUGCUGUUGUUUGUUUGGUUAAAUUGGCUUAUGCAAAUCAAAUCAGCUUGUAUGUUUUCAUUUCGGUUACAAACAACCAAAAAAUAAAAAUUAAAAAACCAAUAAACUGAACCAAAGAAAUACUUCUUUUUUGUUUUGUUGGUUUACCUAAUCGGUUAAAUUGCCAAGUUUGUAUGUAUGUAUGUAUGAAUGUGUGCGUGGAGGUGUGAUUGAUGAUUGUAGUUAGGUUGUACAUGCUGUGUGCAUAAAAUGUUGUUUUUUAAAAGUGAGAAGUCUGUAUUAUGUAUUUUAAAAAAUGCAUAAAAAAUAUUGAUCAAAUGUGAGUAAGAUUGAGUACCUAGUCUGAAUGCUGUAAGUGAUGGCUAACCGAUGAUGUAAAAGCCAUCACACAUACUUGCCAGGAUCAAUAAGAGAUCAUGGUGCCCUGAUGCCCAAUGUUAACUGAUAAAUGAGGGCAUUUCUAGCUAGACUUAGAUCAUUGAAAUAAAAUGCAUUGAAAUAAAUGCUACAUAUUUAAUUACCAGUCAUUGUUCAAGCUUUAAGUUGCUGGUAGUCUUGAUUGAUCACCUUUCCAUCUUGUGAUUUGUAUGUAACUAAUCUAAGACAAUCUAAUGUUGCAAGAAAAUGAAUGCUUGUUCAUGACUGGCAGGAAUUCUUUGCUCAACUCUGUAUUCCAAAAGUCAUUAACAUGUGAACAUAGCCUGCAAGUGAAUUGUGUAGUAAAUACUGUCAAGGCAUACUGGCUUGAAACAGUCCGGAAAAAAAGGCAAGAAUGCAACAUGUACGGAAUGUAACAGCACUGUUGUAAAUUAUUAAAAAAAAUAUGAAAAAACAUUUUUA
Frankliniella occidentalis (western flower thrips) is the source of this 5706-nucleotide messenger RNA. RefSeq names its product dentin sialophosphoprotein. NCBI's taxonomy places the organism in Eukaryota, Metazoa, Arthropoda, Insecta, Thysanoptera, Thripidae. The coding region runs from base 223 to 3702 and encodes 1159 amino acids. The record is from RefSeq and is a predicted model, not a curated record. The transcript has 13 exons.